GGAACAAAUAUAUAACUUGUAAUAACGACCAACCUUGACCUUACAGGUUGUUAUGUCACACGCCAAGUUAAAAAAUCGAAAAGCUCAGAUAUAAAUACAAUUCGACAUCAUAACAUUAUUCCCAUCAUCGUCGCCAUCAUCAUCAUCAUCUCUGCUGCAAACUGCCAAGGCAAAAAAAGAGAAAAUAAAUUAGCAGAGACCAAAAACAACAGAAAUUAACGAUGGCAGAGCUGGAGUGUCCGAGGAUGAUGUCCAAACUCAUCAACUUCCUCUCAUCUCUGUUAGAAAAAGUGGCUGAAUCCAACGAUCUGAAUUCUCAUUUACAGACCCAGAAAAUCUCAGUCUUCCAUGGCCUCACUAGGCCGACAAUCUCAAUCGAGAACUAUCUUGACCGGAUUUUCAAGUUCGCUAAUUGCAGCCCGUGUUGCUUCAUCGUUGCUUACAUUUACCUUGAUCGAUUCACUCAACGCCAGCCCGCUUUGCCCAUCAAUUCUUUGAAUGUUCAUCGCCUCCUCAUCACCUCUGUUAUGGUCGCUGCCAAAUUCAUGGAUGACAUGUACUACAAUAAUGCAUACUAUGCAAAAGUUGGAGGAAUCAGCACAACAGAGAUGAAUUUUCUUGAAGUGGAUUUCUUGUUUGGGCUGGGAUUCCAUUUGAAUGUCACCCCUUCAACUUUCUACACUUACUGUUCUUAUCUCCAGCGGGAAAUGCUAAUGCAGCCUUUUCCUUCCAUGAAUAAUAAUAACCAGGAAGAAUCAUCCACAAUGUACCACCCUGGAAAAUCAUCAAAAAAGAUGCAGUACUUGUGUUUCAACGAAGAUGAUUCAUCCCAUCAACAACAACAACAGCAACAGCAACUAGCUGUUUGAUUAAGUUUUUGUUUUCCAGUUUCUUUUUUUUUUUUUUUCUUGCUAUAGUUAGGCUAGAAUUAGUUUUAUUGUUAUGUUUUUAGCUAAAAACUCCAUCUCGAUCGAAUGUGUUCUGCUUUUCCUGGUAUUUUGCCCUGUAUUAAUCUGAUCUAUUUUUAAAUUGGAUCAAAAAGGCAUGUACAGUUGGGUGUUAAUUCUGUGUCUCGCCAUGGUAAUUCGUUCUCAUUACAACUUAUUUUGAUUUGCUACGCAUUAUCUGUCUCGCUUAUUGUAUAUGAAUAGGAGAGAAUACUCUGCUUUCAAUCCCAAUUAGGAAUUGAGAUCAGUGUGAGUUGUAAAUUACUAAUAACAUUGUUUGAAAAUUACAGUACUAGAAAAGAUGCUAUUUUUGUUUUGAAGGAAGUCACGAAAUCGGGAAAAAAAAAAGAUUAAAAAAAAUCACAGGCUGGCAAAAGUUCAUUGCUGGAGGCCCAAUCUGGAAAGGGACAUGAAUGGUGAAAGGACCUCCAUCGGUUGGGGACAUCAUGGGCAACUGGGUAUGCAGGUGUGGCCAUGGGGGACUGUGGAGACAAAUAGUGUUCUUUUCCUUUUCGUUCUUUCUUUUCUUUCGUUCGUUCUUUCUUUUUUUUUUCUU
Oldenlandia corymbosa var. corymbosa is the source of this 1503-nucleotide messenger RNA. NCBI's taxonomy places the organism in Eukaryota, Viridiplantae, Streptophyta, Magnoliopsida, Gentianales, Rubiaceae. The record is from the annotation of a GenBank genome assembly.